This is a messenger RNA of Mycotypha africana, 1106 nucleotides long. RefSeq lists its product as uncharacterized. The coding region runs from base 161 to 613 and encodes 150 amino acids. Lineage: Eukaryota; Fungi; Mucoromycota; Mucoromycetes; Mucorales; Mycotyphaceae. The record is from RefSeq and is a predicted model, not a curated record. The transcript has a single exon.
GUCAAUACAAACAUUCAGUUCACUAUGAACGCUUCCCUCUCUGAUUUUAAUAGUAUCUCUCUCUGAAAUAUUUGCAAAUAUCCUACAAUGCUCAAACUAUUUCAAUAACAAAACACUAAACAGUUUCAGUUCAUUUUGCGGAAAAAACAAAGUGAAGUUCAUGGAAGGAGGGUCUUCGCAAAAGAGAUCAAAACAUGUAGCCGGCUCUUAUUCAAGACAAUGGCAUCUUUAUGUUCUCAAAGAAAGAUACCAUGGUAAAGUGAAGGUGUUUUGUAUUGACUUCCUUAUUGACUUCCUUAUUGACUUUUUGUUUGUAGCAAAUGUACUUCAAGACAUACUUCAAUACAAUGAGAAGUAUCAAGGAUACUUGAAGGAGCAAAAGAAAUCAGGAGUAAAAAUAGUUGGCUAUAUUAGAAAGUCACUAUGUGAGAAAGACGAAGAUAAGAGGACAAGACUUUUAGAAAGAAUGAUUCACAACUUACGAGAUAGAUCAUUAGCCGAAUAUAUCUUAUGUACCCUUGGGGACAGGUUGGGUAGCAGUUACAACUUGAGCAGCCUUUCUUUUCUUCGUUUUAGGUUCAACAGAAUACUACUGCUUCUAGAGAAUUUCUAGGUCGUCUGCCUUCAAAGGGUUGACCUUUGUGAAAUUUAUGUAUCCCUCUGGCCAUAUACGACAGAUAAUGUUGACAUUUAUCCCUCGCUGUGUUUUCAUUUUGACACUUGCAGGCUCAUUUACUUCCGACCACGCUCGACAUCUAACCAUUUGGGAAUUAAACACGGCUUCGUCCACGAAAACACAAUUCGUCAUGAAAUUUACAUCAGCCGCUCGCCAUUUUUUAAUUAUGCUCGCGCGAAGCUCUAAUGUCCUGGGAGCAUCCCUUUCCGCAGUGUACUUGCUGGCUUUUUUGCAGAGAAAGGCGGCAUUUUUCUCUAAUGCGCGUAUAUAAGCUCGAUAGAGCAAUCUUCUCAAUUUCUGGAUGUCUUUCGAUUAAUUUGAUUCUUGCUUCAUGUAGUACAAGGCAAGGAUUUUCAUCAAAAGGCUCAAUAAAGUAUUUUGUAUGCUCAAAUGAUCUGGUCACAGAAAACAAUAUAGCUGACAUAUCCCC